This is a messenger RNA of Vicia villosa (hairy vetch), 1187 nucleotides long. RefSeq lists its product as uncharacterized. Lineage: Eukaryota; Viridiplantae; Streptophyta; Magnoliopsida; Fabales; Fabaceae. The transcript is spliced from 6 exons. The record is from RefSeq and is a predicted model, not a curated record. Bases 158 to 988 code for a protein of 276 amino acids.
UUUUAAACAAAACAACAAACCAGCUCAUACAAUUGUACACCCUCACAACACGAAAACGACAACGACAAAUCGAAAUCCAAUUAGGGAUUUCAGAAACCAAACUAUACAUUUGCCCUAAUUUCAAACCUCCAAUUACGCAAUCCCUAAAAUUCUAAUCAUGCGUACAGAACACGCCGUAGAGAUGGCGAAAACGGUGCUUGAAGUCGCCGACGUCGCUUGGACCGCCGUUGAAUGCGGCCACCAUCUCCGUCACCAUAAUCCCCCUGUCACCCCCAACGAUAACGCUGGACAUCCUUCUGAUAUUGACUUAGAGUCUCUUCAAUCGGAAAAUCGACGCCUCAGGAGUUUGCUUGAUCAGAAUCUUAAGCUUCUGAGUAACCUCUCCGAAUCCAAUUCAUUCAUCAACAAUUGCCCUCCCGAUUUGCACGUGCGAUUAGCUGCUACGGUGAGGUCUGAUGAGUACUUGACUCGUCUCAAGUUUCUACAAAAGGAAACUGUUUGUGGUGGAAAUCAAUUUCCUUUUAAAGAGGCCACUGAGGUUGAUUAUCGAUCGGCUGAUAUUUUAAUCAAUAUGGACGCUAAAGAGCCCAGUUGGUGGGUUUGGGUUGCGGAUGAGACGGAUCCGGUCAAUUUUGAGGAAUGUAGCGGAAUUGAUGAUGAGAGUUACUUGAUCAUCAGUGAGGAACACGUGGUUGAUGGAGUUGCUAACUUUAUGGCAAGAUGCAUUAUGUCAAACCCAAAAGCCCUGAAGUUGUCACCGGAGGAACUACAGGAAAAUCUGUCAAAAGCAUUUGCUGGUACAAGCAAACUGGAAAGGAUUUUAGAUAUUUGGAAUGCGGGGAAGUUGUUUUAUACGCUUUCUACCUGGGGGCUUGCUCUGGCAGGGCUGUACCAAAGCCGUUCGUUGUUAAAAGUUGCAGCAAAGGGUGUUCAUUCAGGCGGUAAACUCGCUCUCAAGUUGAAGGCUCUAAAGAUGGCUGCUCCAUGAACAUGGCAAAUGUAUGGUACAUGGAGCUUGAAGUGCCUUGUUUGAAGAAACCAAUUGUUAACUUCUUCAUACAAGUUCUUGCUUUUGUAUAUAAUUUGUAAAUAACACUGUUAUUUGCUAUUUGUUGAUGCAACCCUGUAUUCGAUUCCAACUAGGUUGCUGCCUCGUUAUAAAUGGUAUUGACUAUUUAAUUAAUGAA